AUGUUUUCCAAGCCCUUCCAACAAUCUACCACCGAAACAAUGAGCUUCGAUGACAAUAAUGCCAUUUUGGUAUCCGAUCCAUCUGUUAAAUGUAUAGAUGGUCUCGAAACCGACAAGGCCACAGCUAUACCAGCGACCAUGAAGUCCUCUUUACCAGUCGUGGACACAGCCGAGCUUAUGGAACUAUAUAGUGAGAAUGUUGUGGCCAAGAUCUGGAGAGUUGCCGAAACGUAUCUCGAGGAACAUGUGUGUCCCCAGUUUGGCAAAUAUGAUUCUAAGCCCGCUAACUUCUGGACAUGCGGCUUUUUCCCUUCGAGCUUAUACUGCAUCCUUGAGCGUUUUGCAAAGUUCCCGCAUCGCAUUCCCCUUCCAGCCCUGUCGUCUGACAAUACCAGAUCGCUGGUGUCUUCGCACUACGCCCAGCUCCUGGCCCUAUGUCGCUCGUGGUCUGCACCAUUACACGCCCAAGCAAUAAGGACCAAUACACACGACUUGGGCUUCAUGAUACAUCCGUUGCGCAUGGACUGGGAGCUCACUGGCAAUCAGUCAAGUCUAGAGAGCUACCUUACCGCCGCAGAUAACCUGGCGUCGCGGUACGACGAGAGGGUCGGAGCGAUUCGUAGCUGGGAACAGGCUAAGAGCCGAGCCUACGAGAUUGUUGAUAAGGAGAACAACUUUCUGAUCAUUGUGGACAGCAUGUGUAACAUGGACCUACUCUUUUACGCUGGCCAUCACGCCAAAAAUUCGCGCCUUACUGCCAUCGCAACCCGACAUGCUCGCACGGUCCUGGCGACCCUUAUUCGCCCGGAUGCCUCCACAUGGCAUGUCGCCAACCUCGAUCAGCAUGCACCUCAGCAAGCCACCGUGAAGUAUAACAUGACCCACCAGGGAUUCGCUGACGACUCUACUUGGGCACGCGGCCAGGCCUGGGCGAUACUUGGUUUCGCGCAGACAUACAACUGGACCGGCGAAAUCGAAUUCCUAGUGGCAUGCAGACGCCUGGCCGAAUACUUCAUCACCCGACUACAGGAAUCUCCCGCCAAGAAAUGCAUUUGGGUGCCUGUAUGGGACUUUGAUGACAACAGCGGGGAGACUGAUUCCCAGGGGGACAGGUUGCGAGACGCAUCGGCGGGUAUGACUGCCGCUAAUGGAAUGCUGCUUCUCCAUCAGGCGUUGCAGGCAGGAGAGAAGGAGAAGUAUGAUGGAAGGAGGUACCUGGAUGCAGCGCUAAACAUUGCGAGGGAUACAAUCGCGUAUGCGCUUGACAAAGGGGAUGUCGCGCGGCUAGAGGUAGAUGGGGAGACUGGUAAGGUGAAAGUGCCGGCGGGGAGUUGGGACGCAAUCCUGAAGCAUUCGACGGCAAAUAAUAACUCGAAUGCUCUGAUGAGGUAUAAAGAUCAUGGGCUAGUUUAUGCGGACUACUACUUUCUUGAGUUUGGGAACAGAAUGCUACGGAUGGGUUUCUAA
Messenger RNA from Penicillium odoratum, 1467 nucleotides. RefSeq names its product glucuronyl hydrolase. Gene Ontology annotation, biological process: polysaccharide catabolic process. The coding region runs from base 1 to 1467 and encodes 488 amino acids. Gene Ontology annotation, molecular function: chondroitin hydrolase activity. NCBI's taxonomy places the organism in Eukaryota, Fungi, Ascomycota, Eurotiomycetes, Eurotiales, Aspergillaceae. The record is from RefSeq and is a predicted model, not a curated record. The transcript is spliced from 3 exons.